Molecule: messenger RNA, 3552 nt
Organism: Menidia menidia (Atlantic silverside)
Lineage: Eukaryota; Metazoa; Chordata; Actinopteri; Atheriniformes; Atherinopsidae
Source: the annotation of a GenBank genome assembly
AUGGUUGCAGAAGAAGUGAUCAUUACAUUGUCUGGAGGAGCACCAUGGGGGUUUCGUCUCCAGGGAGGUGUGGAGCAUCAGAAACCACUGCAGGUGGCCAAGGUGCGUAAGCGCAGCAAAGCAUGCAGGGCUGGACUGCGAGAAGCUGAUGAGCUCGUGUCUAUCAACGAGCAGCCAUGUGGAACGCUUUCCCAUGCCCAGGCCAUGAUUCUGAUCGACAGCUCCCCUGGAGUAUUAAACAUCCGGGUCAAAAGAGCACCUGCAGCUUUCCAGUCUGUAGUGCUUGUCACCCGAGCUCCAUCACCCCGUAUUGACAAAGAGUACCGGGCUGCUCUCAGAGCCAUUUCACCAUCUCAACCCCAGCAUGCACCUGUUCGUGAAGUCCACCGUAGCCGUUCCUCCCUUACCAGUGGGUUGACAUCCCCACCGGGGAGCGAGGCUUAUUAUGGGGAAACUGAUAGCGAUGCAGAUGUAGCAGGCUAUGAGAGGCAGCGACGCCAGAAACGCCGGAGCCCCAGCAACUCCAACCCUGGGAAACCAACAGGACGGACAUCUCCAGAGGGAGGAGAGACGUCUGAGAUGAGUGGCUACGAUAGUGCUCCAGAUGCACAAGUUUUCCCACGUUUGUCGGAUGGACAUGGGGUAAAUGGAGAAGGAAGAGGGGGCCUACCAGGGGUGGCAAGAAAAGAGGUUAUUUACCAACCACCUGGUCCAGGAAUAUGGUCCUCCCAGACAUCCACUGAGACUUCCUCCAUCAUCUCCUCAGCAGAUGACCAAGGGGCACGGGAUGGAGGACAAGAAGAAGAUAGUGGCUUUUUAGAGCCAGCCAAUGUGCCAUUGGUUUCCCCUGAAAGGGCAAAAGAGGCUCUGAUGCUGAGCUCCCGCAGCCAGCUUGUGCCUAUGGUGGGUCCUGUGAAUAAACCUAUUGAUGAAGAACUUACAACAACCUACAUGGAAAAAGCCAAGCAAGCCAAGCUGAACCGGGGGGAUACACAGCAAGAUAAGCAAGUAAAGGAAGCUAAAAGCAAGUGUCGAACAAUUGCAUCUCUUCUGACAGAUGCCCCGAACCCUCACUCCAAGGGAGUCCUGAUGUUCAAGAAGAGAAGACAGCGUUCGAAGAAGUACACCCUUACCAGCUUUGGCAGUGUUGAUGAAGAUAUGUGUCAGGAUUCACAAGAAGAGGAUGGAGUAUUUCCUGGUAGUGAAUCUGAAUUUGAUGAGGAUGGCUUCUCAGCUAUUCCUGACCCAACUUGGGACAGUGACUACCUUGAUAAGCUUGAGAAGAGGGCAACUGCAGGUAUGGAAGGCCGUGGGGAUGGAGCAGAGGAUGCUCCAAGUCCAGGUCUGAGUGACACAGCAGGAAAGGGUGCCCAGUUGUUUGAACAGCAGAGAAAAAGGGUAGCUGAACAUGCCAAGAAGGUGGAGCUAUCACAACCUCAGGCUCCUCAACAAGCACAUGAGCAGUCUCCAAUCUAUCAAGAAACUCAAGCACAGCAGCAAUCAAACCAACCACAUCAGCAGCCUGGCCUUAUAUCCAUACAGUCCAUUGGAUCUCAGGUUCCAGUCAAUGAUGCUGCCAAGGGAGCGGCUACUGGGAUCUUCCCGCACUCUGCAGUUAGCACGGUUAGCAUUGUGAUGUCACCACCACCUGUAGCGUCCAAGCCAGUCACUGCUUCAGUUACUGUUCUGGACACAGCAGCGCCACCGUCUGAAACACCAAUACCAGAACUACCAGCAAGCAAUGUUCUGAACAGAACCGCACGUCCUUUCACCCCUGGCUUCAUUAGCAUUCGAGCUGCAACAGCCCCAGUAACUUUUAGACCUGCUGUCACAAAGAGAAACCAGCGUCCUGCUUCUGCAGCUGUUGUGCCGCCACCAUUCUCAUCUGCCUCAGAAUUUGCCAUUAAUGCAACACCAGUAACCCCACAGCAAUUCCCUGGUCCCCCACCAAUAGUCUCUCCACCAUAUUCAAUACCUCAAGGUCCCAUGUCCCUAACACCUGAAGCGUCUAUGACUGUUCACCCUCCAAUCCUUUCUGCCUCUGUUGGGACAUUGCAAGCAUCACCAGCAAUGGCUGGUAUUCAUCAGGCUCCAAUGCCAACUGGGGCUCUGAUGUCUGUUCCUUCAGUACCACCAGCCCCACCAGUACCACCAGCACCACCAGCACCAAUGGUUACAGUGCCUUUUCCUCCAAUCUCUCAAAUGUCAGGCUCAACUGACCCAGUUGCCCCAGUGCGUCCGCUUCAAGUACCAGUUGCUCAGCCUACACCACAAUUGCCCAUGCCGCCUGUAGCCCGCGUGUCAGUGGUAUCCCAGCCUGAAGCUGUGGCUCCAACCCCUGUUCCUGGAGAAACAGGUCGCACAGGAAUCUUACUUGAGGCGAGACGGCGUAGUGGCAAACCAAAACCCAUGUUCAACAUGCCAGAAGUGAAAAAGAACUCUCCCAAUCCUGAGCUGUUGUCAAUGGUACAGAACCUUGAUGACAGGUUUAGCAGACACAAAAGUGCUCAACCAUCCACUGAAUUCGGGUUCGAUGGUACAGAGGAAGAUGGAGGUGGUGAGGCAGGCGCAGGAAGGGUACCACCCCCAGUUGCACCCAAACCUCGGGUUAUCCAUGAGGCCCCACAGAUUCUUCAGGCAGGGGGUAAAGGAGCCCAACUGUUUGCCCGAAGACAGAAUCGCAUGGGAAUGUAUGUUGUGGACACCCCACCUGAGACCCCUUACCAGCAGGAAGUGUCUUUUCAUAAUGAACCACAACUCUAUGACCCUUCUCAGUGGAAAUACUCCCCAAAUGUUCGUGCCCCUCCACCUAUUGGAUACAAUCCUCUCUUGGCCCCCACCAUCCCCAUGGGGCCUCAGAGGGACAUGAACAAACCAGAUAGCAAGGGCAGAGGAGGGUCCCAAAGAGAGGGCAUCAAGGCUCUGGAUUUCAUGAGAAGGCAGCCCUAUCAGCUCAACUCAGCCAUGUUCAACUAUGGAGGCAGUGCUACCAACCUAUCAAACAUGCCCUCUUAUCAAGCGCAGCAGGGUAAUUACACAGCAACAAUGGUAGGGAGCUCAUUAACCUCGCCUCGACAGAUACCAGUCAAAACAGCCCGUGUUUAUGAAAUCAAGCGAUUCUCGACACCCACUCCCAUGUCAGCUCCCUCUCUGGCACCCAAAGUCAUUGCACCUCGCUCAGCCACCACCCUUGGAGAGCGCUUGACCUAUUCUGGCAUGACCUCUCCACCUCCUGCUGCUUUUACUCCAAUGCCAGUCAAUGCUCAAACUCCAGUGUCAAUUCCCUCCCAACCAGUAGGACCACCCAGCCUUCCAAAAUUAUCUGCCCCCCAUGUUCCAAACCCUAUGCCCCAUGCAGUCCCCACACCUUAUACUCCAGUAUCAUACACCACUGGACUCCAAACAGCAAAGCAGUUCCAGAGUGCUCCCGAGCUCAGCAUCCUCGCGUCUUUGCCCCCACUCAAGCCCAACCCAGUUCAGGCACCCAAACCACGUUUUGUUGCCACCAAAGGAGGAGUCCAGCCCCGUGUCUGGAGGCCAGGAGCAAUUUAA